Messenger RNA from Parnassius mnemosyne (clouded apollo), 429 nucleotides. The record is from the annotation of a GenBank genome assembly. NCBI's taxonomy places the organism in Eukaryota, Metazoa, Arthropoda, Insecta, Lepidoptera, Papilionidae.
AUGGGUGACUUGCCACCCGACCGCGUCAGGGCCAUCCGACCAUUCGUUGGAGUCGGCACAGACUUUGCUGGCCCCUUCCUCGUCAAGUCCUCCUACCUUCGUAACACGCGUUCACAUAAGGCCUAUCUGUGUGUUUUCGUGUGCCUCUCCACUAAGGCCGUUCACUUAGAACUUGUAAGUGCCCUCAGCACCGAAAACUUUGUGGCCACGCUGGGCCGCUUCGUAUCGCGUCGCGGUUUGCCGGACCUGAUCCGGUCUGAUUGCGGAACGAAUUAUAAGGGCACGGAUAGAUAUUUGAAAGAGGUCGUCGAGUUUCUGUCCAGCAACAGCCCUUAUUUAGGUACUCCGAUGUCCAAGAAGGACAUCCAGUGGAAAUUCGACCCUCCGGUUUGUCAACACUGGGGCGGUAUUUUUGAGGCAGUGGCUUAG